UUUGCAUGUCUCCACUGAUAUUUUUGCCCAUUCAUCUUUAGUGAUGAGCUCCAACCCGUUCAGAUUGAAGGGUCUGCUAAAUAAAAGAAGAGGUACAGUCUGGCUGAGACCAUCUGAAGAUAGAGGCACCAUGCUGUCUGUAGCUCUGCUUUACCUCCUAGCGGUGAUUUGUUCUGCAAGACGGACACAUGCUCUACCUCUGUAUCCCGCUUCCAGUCUGGAGUCUCAGUCAGAUUUCAUUCAGAAAUUAGUGUCAGAGGUUGAGGAUGGACUGAGCCCUGCAGAAGGGGAGCGAAGGGAGGGGAACAUCCUACAUCCUCUCCUGCUGCACAGUGGAGGCAGGGACUCCUGGAAUAAAGAUGAUAAAGACCCAGAGCAGCAGGACAAAGUUGGAAACAUGGUUGAGGACCUGAGAGAAGCCAUUUUAAAGCUUGCAGCAGCCGACAGGCUUCGCUCCCAGGGUUUCCUCAGAUCUGAGCAGAACUUACCAAAAGCAAACAAGAGAGCUUGUUUCUGGAAAUACUGCGUGACCAACUAGAGUCUGGAUGGAAAACAUCACUUCGCUUCAGCUUUUAGUUUCCUGUUAUAAGCACCUUCAUUGUCACUGUUGGACCAUCAGAAAAUAUAUUUUUGAAGUUGUUAAAUUGUCUUUUUUUGUGUCUGAAAAUAAACUUCAUUAACACAAAUUGA
Betta splendens (Siamese fighting fish) is the source of this 690-nucleotide messenger RNA. RefSeq names its product urotensin-related peptide 1 (gene urp1). Bases 44 to 538 code for a protein of 164 amino acids. Lineage: Eukaryota; Metazoa; Chordata; Actinopteri; Anabantiformes; Osphronemidae. Gene Ontology annotation, biological process: regulation of blood pressure; blood vessel diameter maintenance. The transcript is spliced from 6 exons. Gene Ontology annotation, cellular component: extracellular region. Gene Ontology annotation, molecular function: hormone activity. The record is from RefSeq and is a predicted model, not a curated record.